AUGGACUUUAAAGCUGUGAUCUUCGACUUAGAUGGUGUGCUGGUCGAUACCGAGGGAGCCACUUGUGCAUGGAUCGCUCAGCUACUACAACCACAUGACCUUCUUUGGACUUCUGACCUGCACAGACACAUAGCAGGUACGGUGAAGUUCUUCCCCCAGCGGUGCCUGGAGCUCCUGGAGGUCUCGGAGGUCCGAAGAGCGGAGCUGCUGGAGGUGUUGCCCUCAAGACUCACUUCACCGGAGUAUAGCAAAUUUGUCGCAGAACGUAUGACCAUCAAAGCAGGUGCAGUGGCCCUCGUCCAGCGCUUGCGGACACUGCAGAUUCCCCUUGCCUUGUGUACCAGCCGGAGAAGUGAUGGUCUGGAGGCGUUGAUGGAGUUGCGCAGUGAUCUCACCGACUUGUUGGAAGGGCUCAAGGUGCGAGUGGUUGGAGCCAUCGAUCCACGCAACGGCCAGCAGAUGAAAGGAAAGCCUGACCCAGAGGUGUACCAAGUUUGCGCAGAAAUUCUCGGACUGAAGGCCAGUGAAUGUGUGGUCUUCGAGGAUGCUCCAUCUGGGAUAUGUUCCGCAAAAGCAGCUGGUUGCUUCACGAUCGCCGUUCCUGAAAGCUGGAUGGUUGGAGAUGCAGCGGCUGAAGAGGUCUUCGCCUCUGCGGAUCUUCGACUUCCAAGCCUGGAAUCUCUGCACGAAACUGAGCUCUGGGAGUCACUGUUUGGUCAUUUACCUCCCCUGCUGCUUGCUUUGGGCAACCCAACGGUUGAUGUAAUUGCGGUCAUCGAAGACUUAGAAGCUGCGCUCCAGAACUUCGGCCUCUCCGUGGGCUCUGAAGCCACCGGCUUCGACGAUGCGCAGAAACUCGCGCUGGCCGAGAUGGCCCAGCACCAUGCAGGUGCGCGAACUUGCGCGGGGGGGGGCGGCGAUGAAUGCGCUAAGAGUGGCUUCAUGGGCAGGACAUCGGCGAGCUGCUUUCAUUGGUGCAAUAGGAACUGA
Durusdinium trenchii is the source of this 990-nucleotide messenger RNA. The record is from the annotation of a GenBank genome assembly. NCBI's taxonomy places the organism in Eukaryota, Dinophyceae, Suessiales, Symbiodiniaceae.